CGGAAAGGCAGUUUCGCAGGGAUGCCUGCUGGCGACCAGGGGAGGAAACUCGGCUGGUUGGGGACGCGGUGGAUGGUCCUGUGCACGGACUGGCGAGAGCAUCCCGGAGAUUUUUCCCGGCCGGCCAAUGCUCUCGCUAUCGGGGUUGCUUGCGACGCCGGUGGACUCUGCUCCUCCUCCCUUUCCCGCCAUGCUCGCGCGUGUCACGUCGAGAUGUGUCCCCCCCGCCCCGCGCGCGCGCUCUCCCUCUCGCUUUGGAACGCCGCGGUCGCCGGAGUUCGGCCUUUGGAACGUCGCGCCUGCCGGAGUUCGGAGGCCCGAACGUUGCGAAAGUCUUCGCGUUCGCUUUCGGAAUCCUGCGCGCCUGAACGUUCGGUGCCGCUCAAGCAAUGAGCAGCGACGGCGGGGCUGCGGAGCGCGGCGGCGGCGGGACCGCCGGACUCCUCCGUGCGUACGCGGCGCUUCCUGUCUGGGUGGUGGAGGAUCAUCACGAAGUAAGCGGUCAGCGGGCGAAAGGGGAAAUCCGAUGCGUAGCUUUCACUGCUGAUGGUGCGAUCUGAAGAGGCGCAAUUAAUCGGGGAGAGUCAAGGGAGCUCCCGCCUCCGAAAAAUCAGUAACAAAAUAUAAAGCUAACAGGUUCUGCCCCCCCCCCCCAGGACUGCCCCCCAACAAAAACAUUGGCUACACCUAUGCCGUCCCGCGUAUAAAUUUUUGGUCCAUCUAGUUAUUUGUACUGACAGGCAAGCUCUACGUGGAGACAAUCCUGCGUGCCGGGGAUUGAAUAAUCCUGCAUGCGGUGCACUAUGGAGUCCAUAAAAUCACAGGAUGGUAGAGUUGGAAGGGACCAGGAGGGUCAUAGAGUCCAGCUCGCCUCAAUGCAGAAAAUCUCAACACACGGGCCCCCAUCCAGUGUGAAACCAUACCUGACUCUGCUUAGCUGUGUAAAUGUGUUAGCGGUUCUGUUGCAGAGUCUAUCCCCAUAGGGCCCUUUCUGCCCCUAUAGCAAUCCUAAGCAUUAGGUCCAUUAAGAGGUCUGGUGCUUGAGCAACCCAGUCAGAUGGGUGGCAUGUAAAUUGUGGUUAUUACUGCAGUGCCAGCCUUACCUAGAAAUAAGAGCUGUUAAACUUGUGGAAAAUGCCUUUUGAGUAACUCUGUGGUUGCGAUAAAGGCAAAUGAGUUAGCCACAAGUUCCAGCUAUCCUUUUUUUAAAAAGAAAGCCAAAUAGAAUUUUCUGCAUGCUUGUGGAACGACAACGUCUGGGUGUUUUGCAAUAACUCUGCACCCCAGUCUUGCUUUCCUGCAGAUGCUUCUAUUCCUGUUGUUCCAGGUUCUUCCUUUCAUCUACCGAGCCAUCGGUUCGAAGCAUCUUCCUGCCAGUGACAUCUGCUUUGUCCAUUUGGAUUCUCAUCCAGACCUCCUUAUACCCGUGAACAUGCCUGCGGAUACAGUGUUCGAUAAAGAAUCUCUGUUCAGGUAGGAUCGCACAAUCCAUCUCCUUGAGGAGAUGCGGUUUUCAUUUUGCAUGGGAGCCGGAGUGUUCUCCAGCUGCUUCCUGAACUUUGGGAUGCUUUUGUCUUGGUGGGGCAGGAAAUAUAACAUGAGAACAAGCUCACCCAGUGAGCAUGGCGGCUGAGAGAGGAGGAGAAGGGAAGUCAUUGGAUAUUUUAAAGUUUGGAAAAUGUUUAUUUUGAAAGGUAAAAUUGAAAGCUUAAUAAAAAUUAUUUAAGGAAGCAUUCUAAGUAAUGUUCACUUCUUAACACAGGCUGUGUCUCACCUUUAUUACAACGGCAUUUGUACGCGACCUUUUCAAAGAGCAGCAGCUUUCUCAAUCCAUCUUUCUCCCCCUCUUGCAGUGAGCUAAGCAUUGAAAACUGGAUUAUGCCUGCCGUCUAUGCUGGGCACUUUUCGCACGUCCUGUGGCUGCACCCGCCUUGGGCUCAGCAAAUUGAAGAAGGCACCCAUCGUUUCUUAGUAGGUAAAGACACCUCCACGACGACCAUAAGGUAACUAUUGCCGGUGCCUCUCUAAAGCUGUGUUAGAUAGAGAGGCUGCUGUUAUGUGGUUCCAUCUUAAUGGCCUCGCAUUAGAGCCAGUGACAGGCAGAUCAGCACUCUGAUUUGGUUGCAAGAAGUUUGGAAGUCAGGGAGUUGGGAACUGGCUGAGGGCCGACUGAGUGUGAUGGGGCAGUGCCCCAUUUGCCCCACCAGAUCAGCCUUCACUGCUGGUAUGGAAUUAUAGAAUUAUUAUAGAAUUGGCAGGGAUGUGGGAAUCUCUGCACGCGGUCUCCCAUCCAAUUUGAAGCCAUACCGGACCCUGCUUAGCUUUGUAAAUGUGCCAACAGUUUAUUGCUGCGCCAUUGGAAUAAUAAUAAUAAUAAUAAUAAUAAUAAAAUUUUAUUUAUAUCCCGCCCUCCCCAGCCAAAGCCGGGCUCAGGGUGGCUAACAACAAUAAAAUAAUACAACAUUCUAAAAUCAUUUAAUCCUAAAUUAAUUCAAAUCAAAUUGAUGGCAACCAUUGGGAGGGAGUCAGGUGGAGUUCUGUGAAGAUUGCCAAAGGAGGGAGUCAGGCUGUGCCCUGGCCAAAGGCUUGGUGGAACAGCUCUGUCUUGCAGGCCCUGUGGAAAGAUGUCAAGUCCUGCAGGGCCCUAGUGUCUUGUGACGGAGUGUUCCACCAGAUCAGAGCCACAGCCGAAAAAGCCCUGGCUCUGGUUGAGGCCAGCCUAACCUCUCUGUGGCCUGGGACCUCCAAGAUUUUUUUGUUUGAAGAUCGUAAGUUCCUCCGUGGGACAUACCAGGAGAGGCGGUCCCGUAGGUACGAGGGUCCUAGGCCGUAUAGGGAUUUAAAGGUUAAAACCAGCACCUUAAACCUGAUCCUGUACUCCACCGGGAGCCAGUGCAGCUGGUAUAGCACCGGGUGAAUGUGAUAUCGCAGCGAGGACCCUGUAAGGAGUCUCGCUGCGGCAUUCUGCACCCGCUGGAGUUUCUGGGUCAGUCUCAAGGGCAGCCCCACGUAGAGCGAGUUACAAUAAUCCAGUCUGGAGGUGACCGUCGCGUGGAUCACAGUGGCUAGGUCAGGGCGAGAGAGCUAAGGAGCCAACUGCUUAGCUUGGCGGAGAUGAAAAAAUGCUGCCUUUGUUAUAGCUGCAAUCUGCGCCUCCAUGGAAAGGGAGGUGUCGAAGAUUACACCCAAACUCUUAACAGACGGUGCUGGCACUAAUUGCACCCCCGCAAGAGAUGGGAGUUGGGUUAUGUAUGGAAGGGUUAUGUAUGGAAAUAAUUUCAUUCUCGGGCGCAUUCCAGACCUGUUUUUUAUUUUUAUUUUAUUAUUAUUAUUAUUAUUUCACUUGUUUAUUGAAUUCCAUUUAUGAAUUGCUUCCUAUGAAACAUCUUGAAGCAAUUUCACAGUAUUUUGGCUACUUUGGGAAAGGGAAUGCUAGUGUACAUGGGGCCCGCUGUUCUAGCAAAGUAUUUCUCGCAUUCUUGCAUCCUCAUCCUUGCUAAGAAUCGCUGUCGUCGCUAUUCCAGGGUUACUUGCCCAGACGAUUACUUCCUUUCCGACGGUCUGUACGUCCCUGCCGGCCAGCUAGAAGGCGAGAAGUCUUUGCAGCUCAGCGUCUGCCUCGUGGAUCCUUUGGAAGCUGCCGGCACCCGGGAGGAAAGCCGAGCUGUGCCUUCUGCUAAGAAGCUCAGGUUGAGUGGGGGCGAUGCAGCAAACGCCUCGGCAGCCUCUUCGUCGAAGGACGUUCCUCCCCUCGCCCACAGCUGCGCAGGCGAAGAGGCUGGAGGAUUCAAAAACAGAACCCGUGUGCGGGAGACAACAGACAGCCUCCCGGAUCCAAAGAAUGGCCACCCAGUGCCAGUGCUCCUUGAAGACAUCCUCCAAGCGAUACAGAAGGGCUCUGCUUAUGUUCUCGAUAUUGACUUGGAUUUCUUUUCUGUCAAGAACCCUUUCAAAGAAAUGUACACACAGGUAAAACUACCAGACUGCAGCCUUUGGUCAAUUAACCUUGUUAGAACGAUGGAGGAAAUACCUUUAAAAGCACCCAGUGUUCAAUUAUGGUUCCCUCUUAUUUUUGCUGGGACGCGGGUGGUGCUGUGGGUUAAACCACAGAGCCUAGGACUUGCCGAUCAGAUCAGAAGGUCGGCGGUUCGAAUCCCUGCGACGGGGUGAGCUCCCGUUGUUCGGUCCCUGCUCCUGCCAACCUAGCAGUUCGAAAGCACGUCAAGUAGAUAAAUAGGUACCGCUCCGGUGGGAAGGUAAACGGCAUUUCCGUGCGCUGCUCUGGCUGGCCAGAAGCAGCUUAAUCAUGCUGGCCACAUGACCUGGAAGCUGUACGCCGGCUCCCUCGGCCAAUAAAGCGAGAUGAACCCGCAACCCCAGAGUCGGCCAUGACUGGAUCUAAUGGUCAGGGGCCCCUUUACCUUUACCUUAACCUUAACCUUUACCUUAUUUUUGCUGCUCAGGUACCACUAAUUGUGGGGGCAAAGCAGUACGCAAGAGGGGCGGGUUGGCAAACUCUGGGAGACGCCUGAGUUUGCAGAAGUCCUGAACAUCAGCAGAAGGGGGAGGGGAAAAGGUAACCCCCCUAAAACCCUCCUGAAGUGUGUUCGGGGGUGACCACCGAGGGGGGCAACAGUAGAGUAUUUUGGAGGGGCUCUAUUUGCAGGGCUUCCUCCGCCUUCGCCAGUACAGGGGGCGGACGAGUUGCCUCUUUCUUCCAGGAGAAAAAGACAUCCCACUCACCCGCUCCCCCCCCCCCAAAAAAGAUGAAGGGGUCCCUGCAGAUGGAGCCUGACCUGUUCCGUUCGCAGGGCUUCCUCUAGUGAAACACAGCCGCCCAAUCGCUUCUGGCUUGCGGGAUGGGGGCUCCUUUAAACUUAUCUGUUCAGGGGUCCGCAGAUGCCUGCCCCUCAAUGGAGACAUAGGGCUCACUGUGAUGGGGGGGUCGGGAGAGAGAGCUGCAGCAGUUUCCCAUGCCCCAUGGGUUGGGCCAAGGCAGCUUGCUUCAACAUUGUACUAUAUUGCCGGAUUGCGAGGUUCAUCUGGUGAUGCAUCGCGACUUCAAAAGCCAAACGUCACCCAACCCUUGUCUCUUGCUUCUUGGCUCCUCUCCUCAGCCAUCCUUGCUCGUACAGUGGUACCUUGGUUCUCAAACUUAAUCCUUUCCAGGAGUCCGUUUGACUCCUGAUGCUGUUCAAAAACCAAGGCGCAGCUUCCGACUGGCUGCAGGAGCUUCCUGCACUCAAGCAGAAGCUGCGUCGGACGUUUGGUUUCCGAAAAACGUUCACAAACCAGAGCACUUGCUUCCAGGUUUGCGGCGUUCAGGAGCCAAAAUGUUUGAGUCGCAAGGCGUUCAAGAAUCAAAGUAUGACUAUAUAUACCGUAUUUUUUGCUCUAUAAGACUCACUUUUUCCCUCCUAAAAAGUAAGGGGAAAUGUGUGUGCGUCUUAUGGGGUGAAUGCAGGCUGCGCAGCUAUCCCAGAAGCCAGAACAGCAAGAGGGAUUGCCGCUUUCACUGCGCAGCGAUCCCUCUUGCUGUUCUGGCUUCUGAGAUUCAGAAUAUUUUUUUUCUUGUUUUCCUCCUCCAAAAACUAGGUGCGUCUUGUGGUCUGGUGCGUCUUAUAGAGUGAAAAAUGCGGUGAUUUAGAACCUAGAGUGGGUGGGGUUAAAGCUAAGGACAGUGGGAUGGUCUAGGUGAGACCAAAAGAUGCUUCCCUCCCUCACAGUUUACAGUCUUGUAACAAUUCCUGCACUGCAGGGAGUUGGACGAGAUCCUCCUCAGGGUCGCUUCCAACUCAUGAUUCAAUGAAUGCUCAGAUAAGACUCCUGGGAAAAGGUAAAGGACCCCUGGACGGUUAAGUCCAGUCAAAUUUGACUAUGGGGUGCAACACUCAUCUCACUUUUCAGGCCGAGGGAGCUGGCGUUUGUCCGCAGACAGCUUUCCAGGUCAUGUGGCCAGCAUGACUAAACUGCUUUUGGUACAAUGGGACACCUUGACGGAAACCAGAGUGCACGGAAACGCCGUUUACCUUCCCACCACAGCAAUACCUAAUUAUCUACUUCCACCAGCAUGCUUUUGAACUGCUAGGUUGGCAGGAGCUGGGACAGAGCGACGGGAGCUCACCCCGUCGCGAGGAUUCGAACUGCCGACCUUCUGAUUGGCAAGCCUGAGAGGCUCGGUGGUUUAAACCACAGCUCCUGGAAAAGCAUGGGUGAACUGCCAGGCGAAAUACAGCCGGGAAGAAAAACAAGCAGAAAAUAGAUAAUGGUGUUUGAAAGACUAGAUCUCAUCUUGUUUAUACCAUAUGUAGAGAUUUGUAGCAGCAGCCGCUUAAAGAAAUCCUUAGUGCCACGCUGUCUUAAUAUUCGCUUCAUAUCUGGGAAGCAGACGUUAGCCAAAAGAGUUUCACUUGCUUGAUGGUUGUGCUUUCUCUUCGGGACGUAGAAAUGUUUAAGGUGUGAAAGGAAGGUGCUAAAGGCAAAACUGCUCUUCACAUUACAGCAAUAACAGCAGAAUGGUUCUAUGAAUAAUCCCCCCGCUCUUGUUUUUCCCCCUUUCCUUUCCUUUUUUAAAUAGGAGGAAUACAAGAUCUUACAAGAACUGUACAGUUUUAAGAAGCCUAACAGCAAUUUGUCAGAGGUAUGGGCCGGCAAUAGCUCAGUGGGUAGAGACUCUGAAUCUCAGGGUUGUGGAUUUGAGCAAGAUUCCCACAUUGCAGGCGGUUGAACUCAGCCUUUCUCAACCUGUGGGUCCCCAGAUGUUGUUGAACUACAACUCCCAUCACCUCUAGCUAGCAAGGCCAGAGCUCAGGGAUGAUGGGAGUUGUAGUCCAAUAACAUCUGGGAACCCACAGCUUGAGAACCACUGGACUACAUGAACCUCAUGUUCCCUUCCAGUUCUGUCAUUCUGUGAUUCUAUGUAUGGUUCUAUCCAAUGCAUUCAAGGAGGAGGAGGGGUGAAAGGCAGUUUGUAUCGUUUUACCUCAGUUUAUAAGCUGCGUGUUUGAGAAAGACAGGAGGGGAAAUUACUUGGCAAACUUGGGCUGCGAUUAUGCCAAGCUGACGGCUGUGAAGCGGGGCCUAUGAAACGUUUUCCUCGCAAAAUGUUUAUUCAGUUUUCACAGUUUUGCCGUGGCUGUGAGUUUAAUCUGCCAAAGUCCGUUUGCCAAGGGGAAACAGAUAAAGAGGCGCCUUUUUAAUUCCCGCACGCGCAAGGCAAUUUCUCUCCCGAAUUGCUUUGGAUUUUGAGGCAUUUUUAUUUAUUUGUGUAAGGUUUAUGUUCAAUUGGGUAGUCGUUUAUUUGAGGGCAUUCCCGUUUCAGGAGCAUUUAUAGGCCCCUCGCGGCCCCGCCCCUCAAUAAUUUAAUUUCUGAUUUAAUUUUCAAUUUCCGCACCAGGGAAGCCAGUUAUCACUUCACCCCUGGCAGGUGGUUGGUAACUAGGGGAGCAAUCCUGCCCAUAAGAAGGUGGCAAAAUACAAGCCAGCAUAAAUUUACACCAGAUCCAAACAAGAUUACACUUUUCUGAACCAUCAAACUGGCGCUGAAGUUGAGUCGCCAGUGAAGAGUCUCUGUCACCCAGUGUUGUUCUGUUUUUAUAUUUAAAGGAGGACUUGCUAGACUGCGUUGAGAAUCGCGUCCACCAGCUGGAAGACCUUGAAGCAGCUUUUGCUGACCUGUGCGACGAUGACACGGAGGAGAACCUGCAGAGAUGGGCUUCGAGUCCUGGGUGAGGGAGCGAAGAGAGUCGCUUCUCUUUGGGUUGGCAGAUGAAUGGAGAAGGUUAAAUAAGAACUUUUUAAAGCUGCCAGGGCUCCCCCGGUCGCAGAUCAGAGUUAAAAGAUGGGUUGCCAGUCUGAAAAAGGCUCAAAGGGCAGUCUGUCCACAAAACAUGAUAGCUAUCUAGCGGGAUAAGAUGUUAGGACACAACUUACAUAGGCAUUUCUACCCCAUCUUUUCAGCCAGUCCCGCAAGUUGGCUCACACAGUGAGCAAGGCCCGACGCCACUUAACAGGGAGUAAACCCCAUUGAAUUCAAUGGGGCUUACCUCUGAGUAGGCACAAGUUGGCGUUCUGCUGGCAGGUUGGGGGAGAAUGACUGAGAGGCAUUCGUUUCCAGAAUCAGCAUGAACGGAAAGAAGAGUCAAGAGUUUUGGCUGGUCGUUGAGUCUAUUAUAGUGGGCGCUAGCUGGGGGAACUUAUCUUUGGACGUGCACAGUUCCUACAAGAGACACAGAGAGGUGUCCAGGCUGAACGAUGGGGGUGGAGACACUCCUUCAGAUAUACUGGACCGAGGCCGUCUAGGGCUUUAAAGGUCAGCACCAACACUUUGAAUUGUCCUCAGAAACGUACUAGGAGCCAAUGCAGAUCUCUCAGAACCAGUGUUAUGUGGUCCCAGCGGCCACUCCCAGUCACCAGUCUAGCUGCCGCAUUCUGGAUUAAUUGCAGUUUCUGGGUCAUCUUCAAAGGUAGCCCCACGUGGAGCGCGUUGCAGUAGUCCAAGCGGGAGAUAACCAGAGCAUGCACCACUCUGGCGAGACAGUCCGCGGGCAGGUAGGGUCUCGGCCUGCGCACCCGGUGGAGUUGGUAGACAGCUGCCCUGGAUACAGAAUUGACCUGUGCCUCCAUGGACAGCUGUGAGUCCAAAAUGACUCCCAGGCUGCGCACCUGGUCCUUCAGGGGCACAGUUACCCCAUUCAGGACCAGGGAAUCCCCCACACCCACCCGCCCCCUGUCCCCCCAAAACAGUACUUCUGUCUUGUCAGGAUUCAACCUCAAUCUGUUAGCCGCCAUCCAUCCUCCAACCGCCUCCAGGCACUCACACAGAGACUCUUACAUGGGCUUUAAGCUCCCCUUUACUCUUUUGGAAUGGAGUAUCAGGCCUGUCCAACUGGUCAGUUUCGUUCUGCCGGUCAAUCGCAGGCUGUCCAUGGUUGGUCCUGGUGAUCUUGAGCGACGGACACCCCCCCAAAGGGGGGGGGAGGAAGCACAACAACUCUGUUCUCUCCCCCUAAAAAAAGCUCAACAACCUCAACAACUCAACUCUGGUCAAUCCAAUGAGUAGAUCAUUUUAUAGUGGGAGUAGAUUGCAGGCUCUUGGAAGUUGGACACCCCUGCUAUAUAUUGUAACUUAGGCAUUUUAUGACCGGCUUAAACAACUACUUGGCUGAGAUUUAUCGCUUCCAGGAGUGUUCUUAUUGCCUCUUGUGUGCCACCGAUCCCUAAUUCGCUUCCAAGAUAAGGAGCUGUGUUACUCUGCUGGUUCUGGGCUGUUUUAAAGCAACCGCUCAAGCAAACGUGUUGCUGGACCCAGUGAUUUAUGAUCCGGAGAUCAUAAAACCUUCAGCAUGGCGCACCCCACAAAAUCUGCUCCAGAGGGAACCCCAAACCUCCAGAGCUGAUCUUUCAGGUGCACCUCGGGAGGUUGGGCUAGAGAGGGAGAGGAAGCUUCACUGCACGCGAAGAAGGCAGGAGAGCAGGAGACUCUUAAUCUCGGGGUUGUGAGUUUGAGCCCCACGUUGGGCAAAAGAUUCCUGCAUUGCAGGGGGUUGAACCUGGACUUGACAUUCUUGGAGAAUGCAGUGCUUUUUUGGUGUAGUUCACAUAUUCAGCUGCAAGAUGUCAGCGGGCACAGCAUAAUUCUAAACAACAAUUUUACACCCACUUAAAUUACAUUAUUGUGCUUGAGUAAUUUGUGUGUGUGUGCUGUUGCCUGGUUCUUGACACAGAUAUAUGGGUGAAUUCAGCAAUAGUUAUCCAGAUUCUGGGGGUGGAAAUACCCCUGAAAUCUAACAACCUUCAUUUGUAUAAUGGCUCAUUCUUAGUCUCGUUCAUAACAUUUGCAGAAUAUGAUGCAUGUGUGUUUUGUUAUCACAGGAUGAAACUUCUAGUCCAGCUUGUGCAUAGUUUGAAAAAUCGAAUGGAAACGCCCGAUUAUGAAAUGGUAAGUCUGUUUUAUCAAAUUUCAGGGCUGUACUUUGGGCCUAUGGAACCAGAUAGGGGCCCCAACCUGAAAAUCUUAGCUUUUUUGUUAAUAAUAAGAUAUUAUUAUUUUUGUUGUUGUUGUUGUUGUUGUUGUUGUUGUUGUUAUUUAUAUCCCGCCCAUCUGGCUGGGCUCCCCCAGUCACUCUGGGCAGCUUCCAACAAAAUAUUAAAAUACAGUAAUGCAUCAAACAUUAAAAGCUUCCCUAAACAGGGCUGCCUUCAGAUGCCUUCUAAAAGUCUGGUAGUAGUUGUUCUCUUUGACAUCUGGUGGGAGGGCGUUCCACAGGGUAGGUGCCACUACCGAGAAGGCCCUCUGCUUGGUUCCCUGUAACUUGGCUUCUCGCAGUGAGGGAACCGCCAGAAGGCCCUCGGUGCUGGACCUCAGUGUCCAGGCUGAACGAUUGGGGUGGAGAUGCUCCUUCAGAUAUACUGGACUGAGGCCAUUUAGGGCUUUAAAGGUCAGCACCAACACUUUGAACUGUGUUUCAUUCGUUCAUUUAUUGCAUUUUUACCCCACCCUUUUCUCCACAAUGAGCUCUAGGUGGCAUAUACAGUUCUUCUCCUCUUUAUUUAACCCCACACACCAACCCUGCGAGGUAGGUUAAGCUAAGAGGCAGCGACUGGCCCAGUGAGCUUUGUGGCCAAGUGGGGAUUUCACCCCUAAUCUCCCAGAUCCUAGUCCGACACGCUAACCACUAUACCACACUGCCUGGGCAUGCAGCCCCUUUGCCCGAAUUAGCAAACCAAGUCUUCCGUUUGCGUUGGUAUCAGAACUAGUGCCACAGGCCAGCUCAGAGAACUGCGCUGAGCCCCUUUGUGCUAUCCACUUUUCAGGUGCACCAGGCUGGGCUCACGUGCGAUUACUCCGAACUUCCUCACCACGUCAGCACAGAGCACGAAAUUGAGAGUCUGGUGCAGGCUGUCGAACGUCUCUUGAGGAACUUGCCGAAGCCCACGCUUGUGACGAUAGCCCGGUAAGAUACGGUGGGGGUACUGUUUUGGCCCGAAUCCUGUUGACCCUCGCCCACUGGAGUAGUUUGCUAUUAGAAUCUUAGUUUGCUAUUAGUCCUUUCAUACUGCAUCAUGGUGUGGUAUGCUGGUUUGACAUCAUCUGAUAGGAAAUGCCUACAGAGGGUGGUGAAUACAGCACAAGAUAUUAUGGGCUGUCCUGUGGAUCCGCUAGAUGAAAUAGCGGAAGAACGGUGCCUCAAGAGAGUGAGGAAAAUUCUCAAGGAUGAUUCACACCCUGGCCGGCACUUUCUUGAUCUCCUGCCCUCAGGCAGAAGAUAUAGAAGCAGGAUUAGUCGCACCAACAGGGUAAAGAACAGCUUCUAUCCGUGGGCUGUUAGGCUGCUGAAGGAAAAGAUAACAACAGGGCAACUGACUUUCAGGUUUGGUGGGUGUGCAUCAGUAAACGAGGGGAAUUAAGACUAAGAGAGCCGAGUGGGGGGUGCUUGUGUAAUCUCACUGUAUACAAGUUGUACAAGGGACAAUAAAGUAUUUCAAUUCAAUUUCAGAGAAUGAGUUGUGUCAGGUCCCAUAAUUGUCAAGCUUCAGGGAAUCUGAUCCCUCCCACGGUAGCAGCCAAGAAGCAGAGAAACAAUAAAAGUCCCUACCACAUAAUUUGUUAGCAUUCACAGAGAGAGACGAAGGAAGGUCGACUUCCCUGAAUAAUGGUGGUUGCUCUGAGUAAAGCCCCUCCAUAACUUCUCUUCUUUGUCAUCCCUGCAUCGGCUAAGCUGAGUUUUCUGCCUCUGAGCUUUCUGCUCUAUCACCUUCAACGCCUGCCUGGUUCUGGGAGAGGGGGUCAGGAAUGCUUUCCAAAGACACUGAGUCUUUUCAACUGUCUCUCCCCUGCUGCUGCUUGCUGCCUCUCUCCCAAUAUUUCCCAGCUUCUCCCCUCUGCCGCCUCUGAACUAUGUCCUUCUGCAAACCACUCUUCUAAAUCUAUACAGUGGUACCUCGGGUUACAUAAGCUUCAGGUUAGAGACUCAGUUAACCCAGAAAUAGUACCUCGGGUUAAGAACUUUGCUUCCGGAUGAGAACUGAAAUUGUGCUCCGGCGGCGCAGCGGCAGCAGGAGGCCCCAUUAGCUAAAGUGGUGCUUCAGGUUAAGAACAGUUUCAGGUUAAGAACGGACCUCUGGAACAAAUUAAGUACUUAACCUGAGGUACCACUGUACUGUCCUCCUCAGGAGGGUUUGGGAGAAGGGGGGCAGUCCUCACCAUUCCUCCUCAGUCCAGCCCCUAAUAAUAAUAAUAAUAAUAAUAAUAAUUUAUUUAUAGCCCGCCCUCCCCAGCCAAAGCCGGGCUCAGAGCGGCUAACAACAGUAAAAAUAGCACAGUUUACAUAAAAUCACAAUCAAUUAAUUGAAAUACAUUCUAAAAUCAAUUCAGAAUCAAAUCAAUUCAGAAUCAAAUUAAUGGCAACCAUUGGGCUAGAGUUCUAUGAGGAUCACAGAAGGAGGGGGGUCAGACUGUGCCUUGGCCAAAGGCCUGGUGGAACAGCUCUGUCUUGCAGGCCCUGCCGAAAGAUGUCAAGCCCCGCAGGGCCCUAUUCUUUUGUAAUGAUCAUUGGUUCCCAAAUGUGCAUUCUUACUGCAUGUGUGCCCAGAAGUAUGGGCCACAGAAUUCACUGGGGUGCACGCCCAGAAAACCAUGUGUUGGGGUUAUGGUCCAAGUCACCUUGGGGAGCAAGGAACGUUAGUGCGAGCGUUGAAAUUCUGACUUGGAAAAGAGACCGAUGAGAAUGGGAUAAUUAAACGACAACAUUGUGCCAUGCAAUCCCUCCUUUUUUAUUGCAGAUCUAGCUUAGAUGACUACUGCCCCGCAGAACAAGUUCAGCUCAUCCAAGAAAAGGUCUUGAAUGUUCUGCGCCUGGCAUAUGGCAACCUGGAAGUUCAUUUAGAGUACUUGGAAAAUCCCUGUCCCGCUGGAACAGCAUGAUCAGUUGAAGCAAAAACAACCGAAAUAGUUUCUCUCUCUGCGCCAUGGGAUCCGGUUGGAAGCAGACAAAGGAUUGCUUGUGAGAUUGGGUUGCACUUGUGAUAAUCUCCAUGCAGAUCAUUUUAUUUUGGUGUGUUUUUUUCUCAACACAAUUUUCUGCUGCUAUGGAUCCUCGCGUUGAUGCCUUUUGGGUUUGCCUAGAAGAAAAAUGACUGGGAAAUUGCUCUUCCUAUACAGUAUUCCUGUAGGAGUCUCUCUGGACUGAGCCAGCCUAGCGUUUGAGGAAGAGAUUUUGCUUUAACAUACUUGAAUUCAUUUCCCCAGUCAGUUGUAACCGAAAAUACUCCUUCAAGAUAAAUUGCCAUUUGUUUGGAAGUGGUGACCAUCCUGGCUGUGUGCCUCUGUUCCCGUUAGAAUAACUUAACAUAGUUUCAUAUUUCUGUCCCAUGCUUUUUCAAAGGAUCUUGGCCUGGCCUUCAUGAAGAGGUCCUGUUUUACUCUGCGAACAACAGCCCUGUGCUGUAGGUUAGGCUGAAAUAAUAUAUUGUCAGAGGACACCCAGUUGAACAGGAUUUAAAUCCAAAUGUCUUAAGUGUAAUAUCCCAUCCUCUUUGCCACACUGGUUCACAUCUGACACAUUCAAGUUUUUUGGCAUCUAUGUUUUCUGGAACCCUAAGCAUUCAUGCUAGGGACAUGGAUGGAGCUGUGGGUUAAAGCACAGAGCCUGGGACUUGCCGAUCACAAGGUCGGCGGUUCGAAUCCCCGCGACGGGGUGAGCUCCCGUUGCUCGGUCCCAGCUCCUGCCAACCUAGCAGUUUGAAAGCACGUCAAAGUGCAAGUAGAUAAAUAGGUACCACUCCAGCGGGAAGGUUAACGGCGUUUCCGUGCGCUGCUCUGGUUCGCCAGAAGCGGCUUAGUCAUGCUGGCCACAUGACCCGGAAGCUGUACGCCGGCUCCCUCGGCCUAUAGAGUGAGAUGAGCGCACAACCCCAGAGUCGGCCACAACUGGACCUAAUGGUCAGGAGUCCCUUUACCUUUACCUAAGCAUUCAUGCUAGGAGGCAAGGCUUUGUUCCUAAAUAUUUUGAGGGCAGGUUGCAAAGUGUGGCAGUAAACUGCUAUUAUUUGUGGCGAAGACGUAUGGUUCUAUUUUAGAAGUGUAAAAGAUGCCAACGGGUAAGUGCCUCUUAUUUACAUUAUAGAAUAUUUUUAAAAAAGAAGUUGCUACUCCUGUGUCAUUAAUUUAUUUGUUUGCCGCAUUUAUAGGCAGGCUGCCCAGUAAUAUUCUCUGGAUGGCUUACAGUAUCAACAAAAAGUUACAACUACAAAAAAGAACCCAAUAAUAACACUGAAGUUUUAAUUUUUUUUAAACGGGUAAAUAAAAAGCCAAGCUGCUGCUCUCUCAGUCUAACAGGCAGAUAAGGCUCGUUGGCAUCUUUCCUUGACGUCAAAACGACUCCAGAUUAAGCGCCAGGCGAAGUUCCUCGCUUCUGCAACUGCUCGAUUAUAUUUCUUGGAGAGAGUGAUUCUCUCCCGAACAUUCGAUAAUAAUAAUAAUUUAUUAUUUAUAUCCCGCCCAUCUGGCUGGGUUUCCCCAGGCACUCUGGGCGGCUUCCAGCAAAAGAUUAAACAUACAUGAAAAUUUAAAAAAUACAUGAAAAAUACAUCAUCCUCUUCUAGGAACUUUGGGUCCAAAGAUUCUCCAAUUGUCAGAGACAGAGCAGGUGCAUUAAGCUGGAUGUUUGGCGUUUAUCAUGAAGCUUGGAAGAACUCGGAUGCUUUGGCAUCUGUAAUCAAGGUGAAGCUAUGGAUACGUAAUCUUCUCAAAAGAACCUCUGAUCAUCUCUGCAGUGUUUGGGUUGGGUCAUAAGGGGAGAGGUGUUCCUUGAGGUUUUGCGGUCCUGAGCCAGAUUGGCUCUGGUUCUCCGUGGUUUCAAAUGGGAAUCUUUCCCAGCCUUGGCUGGAGGCUGAAUUUGAGGAUUUCUCGUGGAAGUCACAUACUGUACCUCUGAACCCUUCCUUUGCAUGCAAGUCUGGAGACAUCAGGGACUUGCCCACAAAAUAAUAGUUGCCGUAAUACUUGUUUCAGGAGAUCAGUCGGUCCUGAGGUCACUUUCCCCCUAUGUUAAAAAGAAGAGAAAAUCAGGCGCAAGUAUUAUUCGCCUACGGCGCUGAGGCUACUCCCUCUUCCUGCUUAGUUGGAAACAGGAGGGAAAAUUCUUCUUUUAAAAAACAAACAAAAUGCAAUGGUCCUCGAGCAUUAUAAUUUCAGAAUGAUGGAAUUGCAAUUCUUUAUCAGUUCAGCAGGUGGGGUGCUUUACACAGGUUAUCGAUUUGCGCCAUCUCUUGGGGAGCAAUGAGGUGCUUUGAGAAAGCACUAUUAUAACUGCCUUAUGUUCUGAUUUAAAAGAGAUUUGUAAGAACUACGCUGCGAAUGAAAGGAGCAGUCGUCUCCCUCCAUUUAGAACACACAAGCUGCGCAAGGAGAACAUGGCCCACCACACUUGUACAUUGCAGACUGUUGAUUGCUUGCUAAAUAUACUUGCCUUCUUUUCUUCUGGGGAGGUGGGGAAAAAACAGGUUGUAUUGGCAGGCACUUGGGUGAGAGGGUGCAUCUGUUUUACUUGGAGAUCCAACUUUUAGAAUGUUGGCAAAUGACAUGUUCACUUUUGCAUUGAAGCUAUUUGUUGGUUAAAAACUUGGGAAACGAAUAAAAAUUAUUUGGCAUCCAUUUACCGGGAUUUCAAAGGCGGAAUUGACAUCCGGGGGGAAUCUCCAAAAGGUGGUGCUUUUUUGUCCUGGAUCUUAGCCAAAUCAAUUGCAAAAUUGUGGAUUUUUUGGUGGUUUUUUGAAAUAUGGCAACCCUAGAAGUACAUAUUUCUUGCAGAAUCUCUGGGAGUGAUUGCUUAACAUCUUAUUUUUGCAGCCACAGUUUGCAAUGUAUAUCAAAAGUAAAGAGGAAAUGGACUUUAGCUGCAGCAUUUCCCACAUGCAUUGAUUAAAACGUUAAUAGACUACCUUUCAGCCCCAUAUAAAGGGCCUCUCAGAUUGUCAGCAACGGUAAAUCUCUGUGAUUUUUAAAAUAGCUAGACUGUUAAGCCCAGCGAUUCGCUAUAGCCCUUGUCAGGCAUUCAGUAUCCACAAAUAAUGAACAAAAAUUGUUUGAAGAAGAUGCUGGCUGCUGGCACCCUGCCAUACCUUCAGACGGAAAAGCUAUUUUCUCGCCUUUGGAUGGAUGUGUAGAAUCUGGGGGUUUCCAGAAUUGGAAAAGGGGAAAUUGUUCCAACCACAGAACUAAGACAGUGGCCUAGUUUGCACUUUGCUCAUGGCUUACUAGUCAUCUAAACCUAGGCUUAUCGUUUGCUUUGCUCCAGGCCAACCAAGAGCCGUAAACCCCCAAAGCGUAAAGGCUGCCCUUGUGGGGAAACUCCGUGUAGCUGGCAAAACUUGCAGGUCCCAUUUGCAGGAAACAAAUUUUACCUGCAUGAGGUUUCUUUCUGGCCAAUUAUUUUUGAUUUCCCAUCAUUUCUAACAAAUGGUCACGAAAUUAAUACAAAUUCAAAUACAAAUGGAAAAGCUGACUUCCCACCCCAGAUGCCCCCUCUAUUUUCCUCCCUCCUUUUGUUGUUGUUGUUUAGUCGUGUCCGACUCUUGGUGACCUCAUGGACCAGAGCACGCCAGGCACUCCUGUCUUCCACUGCCUCCUGCAGUUUGGUCAAACUGGUAGCUUCGAGACUGGUAGCUUCGAGAACACUGUCCAACCAUCUCGUCCUCUGUUGUCCUCUUCUCCUUGUGCCCUCCAUCUUUCCCAACAUCCGGGUCUUUUCUAGGGAGUCUUCUCUUCUCAUGAGGUGGCCAAAGCAUUGGAGCCUCAGCUUCAGGAUCUGUCCUUCCAGUGAGCACUCAGGGCUGAUUUCCUUCAGAAUGGAUAGGUUUGAUCUUGGGACUCUCAAGAUCUAGGUUUGAUCCAUAGGUUUGAUCCAUGGGACUCUCAAGAGUCUCCUCCAGCACCAUAAUUCAAAAGCAUCAAUUCUUCAACGAUCAGCCUUCUUUAUGGUCCAGCUCUCACUAAAGUAGCUUUUUCCAACCAUCAUUUCUAAAUACAUUCAUCCCUUCUCCCUAACAUCCCCUGUUCAGUUGCCAAUUUCUGCUAAGAGGAUUCUGUUGUGCAAACCUUUUGUUGUUUGGGCUGUUGGAGUGGAAGGCACCUAGAGUUGCACCGUAGCAUGAUGUGCAUAAAUCAGCAUAUUUACAGCCCAGAGAGAAGCAUAACCACCUUUUUAUUCAUCACGCCAAGCUGUGGUUAAAGUAAGGGUGGGGAACCUCUGACAUUACAGAUGCUAUUCAGCUACAACUCCCAUCAUCAUUGGCCAUACUAGUGAUAAGUGAAAGGCUGAUUGACAAGUCGGUAACCAUAACAUUAAACCAGCUUGCUCAGGUUUUACAUGUUGCACUUAUUCCAAAGAAUGAAAGAUAAGUGCCAUAUAUCUUUGCUGAAAAUAAACCACAUGUCAACAUUAGCGGGAACAUGCCUCAUUUAAUUCAGUCAACUUUUCCACCUUCUGUUGAGUUCAUGGUUAGGUUUGUAGUGGUUGUUUUCUUGCUUAUUCAGUGAUGGAUUAUGAAACAACAAACAACAAGAGUUUAAUAAAAUUUGGGCUUUGUGUUCAGUGGAC
Molecule: messenger RNA, 17600 nt
Organism: Podarcis lilfordi (Lilford's wall lizard)
Lineage: Eukaryota; Metazoa; Chordata; Lepidosauria; Squamata; Lacertidae
Source: the annotation of a GenBank genome assembly